AUGAGAUCUUCUAACUCCCCCCCCCCCCUCCGUGAGCGAACAAAACCAUUAGAAAAAUCGCCAUUUUUUGACCAAAAACCCACCCUCCGUGAGUGAACAAAAAUUUUUUAAUAGAAAAAAUUUUAAUGGAAAAAAAUUUUUGAUAUAUAAGUGAUAAUUAGUAUAAUGAAAUCUAGAGCUAAUUCUGUUUAAUUUUAAACAAAUUGCGUUUUAAAACAUAAAUUUUGCAAAUUAAAUUAAUAUUUGCUUCCCAAUUUUUGCAAAUUAGGAUUUUUUUAAAUUUCGAAAAAAAUAUUUUUUAUAAAAAUUUAUAUAUAAAUUUUUUUUAAAAAAAAAAAAUUACCCCCCUCCGUGAGCGAACAAAAUUUUAUUGUUCGCUCACGGAGGGGGGGGGGGGAGUAAGGAAAGCGCAAAUGCCAAACCUUAUGAUCCUAGAGGAAGCUCAGAGAUAAAUCCAUAUACAGUAAAAACUCUUGAAAAGAAACCCACCCCAAAUGUAUAUGUUCUUUGCCAAUAUAACAGCGCGCAUCAUGUUUUAACUAAUGAGCUAGAUUCGCAUAUGCUAAUAUGUCCAGACCGAUAUUCCAAUAAGCAAGAAGAAACCGAAUUUCAGCCUCCUCCUUCUUUAGAAAAUUUAGGAAUUUUUCAGCCAACUGAGCCUAAAUUGGAUUCGCUUAUUGAUCCUAAUGAAAUCUAUAUUCCUGAUCCUGAAUGGCCAGCUCUCCAAGUGACUCAAGAGACUUAUAACUAUAUUAAGCAGCAAGGCCUUGAAAUUCCGCCUAGCUUUGAAAAUUUUCAGCAAACUGAAAAAAAUCAUAUAGAAGAAGCUAAAGAAGCAGGCACAGAAAUUGAAGAGAAAAAAGAAAAUAAUGAAGAAUGGACUACUAUUACAUCGAAAAGUAAGCCAAAAAAGCAAAAUAAUCAAAAUGUUGAUGAGCAGCAUGUUGAGAAGAAAAAGAAGCAUAGUAAAUAUAAGGCAAGAGAUCCAAAACAGAAGUCUCUAAAUAAGCAAGGGUAUCAUAAUUAA
This is a messenger RNA of Blepharisma stoltei, 1027 nucleotides long. NCBI's taxonomy places the organism in Eukaryota, Ciliophora, Heterotrichea, Heterotrichida, Blepharismidae. The record is from the annotation of a GenBank genome assembly.